AUGAAGCUCACCGACUUUCUCCUCGCCAGCAUUGCCUGUGCGUCUGUCUCUGCAUCGCCAUGCAGCAAUGCAUCUCCAAUGCAGGUCCAUCUGGCUUAUGCAGGAUCAACCGGCAUGACUGUCAGCUGGAAUACAUACUCCAAGCUGCAGCAUCCCCUCGUUCGGUUUGGUAAUCAUCCAGAUGCUCUCGUCCAUGAGGCUUCUUCUGAUGUGUCCGUGACUUAUCCCACCUCCACUACCUACAAUAAUCACGUUAAAAUCACCGGUCUCAAGCCUGAUACGCUGUACUAUUACCAGCCACAAUGUGGAAACGCCAGCCAGAUCUACACGAUGAAGACUGCCCGUGAGGCUGGUGACAAGACCCCCUUCACCGUUGCUGUCGGUGGUGACAUGGGCUUGAUGGGCCGUGAUGGAUUGACCACAUCGACUGGGCCAAACGGAGGCAAGGCCCCGUUGGCACCUGGCGAUAAUAACACCAUUCAGUCGUUGCAAUCGAUGAAGGCGCAAUGGGACUUUUUUUGGCAUCCUGGUGACAUUGCCUAUGCCGACUACUGGCUCAAGGAAGAAGCACAGGACUUUUUGCCUUCGAAUUACACGGUCGCUGAUGGUCAGAGGCUGUAUGAAACAUUCUUGAAUGAGUAUUUUGAUGAAAUGACUGCUUUGACCGUUGAUCGUCCGUAUAUGGUUGGACCGGGCAAUCACGACUCCAACUGCGACAAUGGAGGCACAACCGACCACGGCGUCUCGUACAACAUCAGCAUCUGCCCGAUCGGCCAGACCAACUUCACCGGUUUUCAGAACCACUAUCGCAUGCCCAGCAAUGAAUCUGGUGGUGUUGGCAACUUCUGGUACUCGUUCGACCACGGCAUGGUCCAUUUCAUCCAGCUCAACACCGAGACAGACCUUGGUAAUGGCUUCACUGGCCCUGAUGAGCCAGGUCAAUCUGAGGGCAUGAACUCUGGACCAUUCGGAUCGUAUCCGAAUCAGCAGCUGGACUGGUUGAAGAAGGAUCUACAAAGUGUGGAUCGUACCAAGACUCCUUGGGUUAUCGCUGCCGUCCAUCGUCCCUGGUACGUGAGUGCCAAAAACAUCAGCUCCACGAUCUGCACCGCCUGCAAAGACGUCUUCGAACCACUCCUCGUCGAACACAGCGUCGACCUCGUCAUCCAAGCCCACACCCACUACUACGAGCGCAACCAGCCCUUGAACAACACCGUCAUCGACCCAGCUGGACUGAAUAACCCCAAGUCUCCAUGGUACAUCACGACUGCUGCUGCGGGGCACUACGAUGGGCUGGAUAGUCUGGUCUACCCCCUUCAGCCGUAUGUAGCGUAUGCCCAGGAUACGGCGUAUGGAUGGAGUAAAAUCAGCUUUCAUAAUUGCUCGCAUAUGACACAUGAGUUUGUGGCGAGUCGGAAUAAUACAGUGCUGGAUACGGCGACGCUGUUCAAGGAUCGGGUUUGUUGAUCGAUUAUUUGAAGAUCUGAUGGCUAUAGUUAUCGCUGGAAUGUACCUACCCGAUAGUG
Molecule: messenger RNA, 1526 nt
Organism: Aspergillus wentii DTO 134E9
Lineage: Eukaryota; Fungi; Ascomycota; Eurotiomycetes; Eurotiales; Aspergillaceae
Product: purple acid phosphatase family protein
Exons: 4
Coding region: 1-1467 (488 amino acids)
Molecular function (GO): metal ion binding; protein binding; acid phosphatase activity
Source: RefSeq, a predicted model, not a curated record